Molecule: messenger RNA, 1922 nt
Organism: Hemicordylus capensis (graceful crag lizard)
Lineage: Eukaryota; Metazoa; Chordata; Lepidosauria; Squamata; Cordylidae
Gene: METTL9
Product: methyltransferase like 9
Exons: 5
Coding region: 436-1398 (320 amino acids)
Molecular function (GO): protein-L-histidine N-pros-methyltransferase activity
Source: RefSeq, a predicted model, not a curated record
CGAGCGACGUCGCGGCGGCCAUUGUGCCGCUGCCAGGUUUGAAAGCAGCGCCCCAGAGGGGGCCGCCCGGGCUGCGCUGUGGUUGGUGGAGCGGGCGGGCCCGAAGCAGGGCCGGGUGCGCGAGAGGCACGGCCCCCCUCCCCGCAGGCCCGCCGCCUCUCCCUCCCGCGCGUGUGUGUCCCCGGCAUUGUCGUCCGGCCCGGCCCCGCUGCCCGGGGGCCUCGGGUUCCGGGGCUGGCCCGCCGCCGUCUCCCACCACCACGUAAUGCAUGUAAUGUCUGGGUGUGCGCCGAGGUUGUGCGGGCACUGACGGGGAGAGCUCCGCGCCGGCGGCUGCCGCCAUGGAGAAAGGAGGCGGUGGCUGCGGGAGGGGGUGAUCGGGCGCCCCUCUCUUGCCUUGGCCGCCCCCCCCAACCACCACCCCCCCCCCGCCCCAUGAGACUCUGCCUGGCCUGGCUGGGCUGCUACACCUUGUCGCUGUGGGUGCUGAGGAAGAGGAUGUGGUCUGGGCCUGCCAGGUACCUGAGGAGCCCUUUAUCCAGGUCUCUCUACAUGAAUAUGAUGGGCAGCCACAGCCAGCCGGUCCCGGGCAUCAAGGAGAACCACCAGUGGUACGUGUGCAAUACAGAGCAGCUGUGCGAGUCUCUUCAGCCUGUCUUUGUCCAGAGUUACCUUGACCAAGGAACACAGAUCUUCUUGAACAACAGCAUUGAGAAAUCGGGCUGGCUGUUCAUUCAGCUUUAUCACUCCUUCGUGUCCUCCGUUUUCAGCCUGUUCAUGUCUAGGACGUCUAUCAACGGGUUGCUGGGAAGAGGUUCAAUGUUUGUGUUUUCACCAGAACAAUUUCAGAGACUGCUCAAAAUAAAUCCAGACUGGAAAUCCCGCCGGCUUCUCGAUUUAGGGGCCGGAGAUGGAGAAGUUACGAAAGUCAUGAGCCCUCACUUUGAAGAAAUUUAUGCUACUGAGUUGUCUGAAACCAUGAUAUGGCAGCUUCAGAAGAAGAAAUACAGAGUCCUCGGCAUCAAUGAAUGGCAGAACACAGGAUUCCAGUACGAUGUCAUCAGCUGUUUGAAUCUGCUCGAUCGCUGUGAUCAGCCAUUGACUGUAUUAAAAGAUAUUAGAAGCGUUCUGGAGCCGACGAGGGGCAGAGUCAUCCUGGCGCUGGUUCUGCCUUUUCAUCCAUAUGUAGAAAAUGGUGGCAAGUGGGAUAAACCUUCAGAAGUUUUGGAAAUCAAAGGACAGACGUGGGAGGAGCAAGUGAACAGCUUGCCAGAGGUUUUCAGGAAGGCUGGCUUUGCCAUAGAGGCUUUCACUAGACUGCCGUACUUGUGUGAAGGUGACAUGUAUAAUGACUACUACGUCCUAGAUGAUGCUGUCUUCGUCCUCAGACCUGUGUAAAUGUGUCUCCCGAUUUGAACCCAAGAAGCAGCCUGUGAAUGAAGCAUUUUGGUUUUUUUUUAUUUUUAUUUUUUCUUGAUUACCGAAAGGGAGGGGGGGGACUCUUUUUGUGGUUGUCCAUUCUAAAUCGACAUCAUGUAUGAAUUCUAAAGGUCAAAAUACUAAUUUCUUUGUAGUAUGUAAAAAGAAAAUGACUUUUUUAAAAAACAAAAAGUGAAAACCACGGAACUCUUCUUCUGAGGAUUUCUUAUCCCCUCACAAUGCGCCUGCAACCCAACAAUGAACUGAAGAUAUUUUUAUACCUAACUAUUGCAGGGCUCGUGAUCCAGCAAUAGCCAGGAUGUUGCGCACGCCUGAAUCUGGCGCAGCUGGUUUUUAAAGGACAUCUGAAGAUCACACUGGCAAUAAUACUGGGUUGAUGAUCAAGUGUUGGAAUGGAUUUCAUCCAUGUUUAUGAAGUUAUUUUACCUGUCAGUCUUCAGCACAUGUUUUUAAUCAUGCUAAUAAAACUUUUUUUGAGAUGA